AUGCGUGUUGCAUCUACUUUUGUGCGCCCGAUCAUAUCGGCGACGAGACUCACAAUCAAGUCCCGUUACUCUUCUUUUCCCGUGUCCCCCACGUCUUCUGGAAAACAUCAUGUACAAACCACUUUCAACUAUUUCAAACCGCUUUCCAAGGGACAAGAGCCACCAACUAUAUAUCCCUUCAGACCUGAGACACACGACUAUAGUCGUUGGACUGAGCAAGUUCCAGUGACGGUCCAUGACAUUACUGGCGAUGAACACAAAUACUCCCUCGACAACCAUGGUUUCAAAUUCCAUCUUCACAAAACCAAGGUCGCCAACUUCGAUGAUCCCUUGGUCGUGGAGCAGGAGUAUUUCCCGGAAAUGAAACAGAUGCUGAAGGAUGUAACUGGCGCGAAACACGUUUUUCUCUUCAAUCCCAUCCACCGGAAGCCAUCAUCAGAGCGCGGAAAAGCCGCACAAGGUCCGGUCCAGCUGGUUCAUAUUGACCUGACACCCGAGGAUGCCGUCGCUGGCGCACGUCAUGACCUAGGUCCUCAGGCAGAAGAGUUAUUGAAAGGUCGCUUUCAAGUAAUUCACGCUUGGAGACCACUGAAACCUGUCUACAAGGACCCUUUUGCAGUCGCCGAUGCUCGUUCCGUGGCGGACGAAGACCUUGUUCACACAGAGGUCGUCUUUCCUUCUCGCAAGGGCUCUACCUUCAACGUCACUGCCAGUCCGAACCAUCGUUUCUAUUUUAGAUACGGCCAGACGCCUGAUAUUGUCACGUUGUUCAAGAGUUACGAUUCUGAGGUUGGCGUUGCCAGACGGAACCCGCACUCGGCGUUUGUUGACCCAACGACGGUAGACUGCUCAGACAGAGAAAGUUUCGAAAUCAGGGCGUACCUUUUCCACGAAUCACAAUAG
Molecule: messenger RNA, 903 nt
Organism: Colletotrichum lupini
Lineage: Eukaryota; Fungi; Ascomycota; Sordariomycetes; Glomerellales; Glomerellaceae
Exons: 2
Coding region: 1-903 (300 amino acids)
Molecular function (GO): oxidoreductase activity
Source: RefSeq, a predicted model, not a curated record